UACACCUGCUCUGCUGAAAGGAAAGCGGGUUCGUCUUCUGUAUUAGAGAUUUUGCUAUUUACAACAGCUGGAUAUUGUGUCGUUUUGUUUGGUCUACAAUGUGGAUACCUACGAUCGCUUUGCUUUUCAUGUGUUCUCACUGUUUUGUGCACAGCCUCGAAUCAGAUGUAAUCCGAACCUCUAAAGAAGUGAUGGAUCUAUUGGAACAGGUCCCGCACAGUGGAACGGUGGGUGUACAGAAUAAUAUGAACACACGUCGCAUCAGGCGAUCUUCUCCUCGCCAUCACAUCAGGCCAUCUUGUGCUGAUCAAGAACGCAGUCCGUCAACGAGAAAUACCUGCAAUGGAUACCAGAAAAAGAACCAGAGUAAAGAAAUACUUGCUCAUGAUGAUGACGGCAACAUAAGGAAAGUUGCAGAGAUGGCCACAUGCAUGCGCUCUGGAGACUGUGAGGCAGGACUGUGCUGCGUCCGCUAUUUAAAAGUGAAAAGAUGUCAACCAAUCCCAAAGGAGGGAGAAACCUGCCUCCUGCGAGGAGGACGCUCUAAACAGCGGAGGAAUCUUGACCGCUGCAACUGUGCACCCGGGCUAAUCUGUCAUGCCCAGGCUGAAAGACCCAAAAACCAAGGAGUUUGUCAACCUAAACUGAGAGAGAACGGGAGGAGUGCUAGAGACACUCAGGCAAGAGAGAAGAUGUAGAUGACUCAAGCCUUUCUUUUACUCAAAACAUUUCACUCAAUAAACUACUGUUGUAACAUUCUUUGUUUAAAAUGUUAAAAGCAAUGUAGGCUUUUGUAAAUGUAUAUUUCAUUCCA
Messenger RNA from Oncorhynchus kisutch (coho salmon), 814 nucleotides. Its product is annotated as dickkopf-related protein 1-like. NCBI's taxonomy places the organism in Eukaryota, Metazoa, Chordata, Actinopteri, Salmoniformes, Salmonidae. The record is from RefSeq and is a predicted model, not a curated record. The coding region runs from base 99 to 698 and encodes 199 amino acids. The transcript has 4 exons.